Messenger RNA from Stomoxys calcitrans (stable fly), 5219 nucleotides. RefSeq names its product cGMP-dependent protein kinase, isozyme 2 forms cD4/T1/T3A/T3B (gene for). Gene Ontology annotation, molecular function: cGMP-dependent protein kinase activity; ATP binding. Lineage: Eukaryota; Metazoa; Arthropoda; Insecta; Diptera; Muscidae. The coding region runs from base 674 to 4282 and encodes 1202 amino acids. The transcript has 10 exons. Gene Ontology annotation, biological process: protein phosphorylation. The record is from RefSeq and is a predicted model, not a curated record.
AAAAUAAAUUCUAUUCAGUGACAACACAACAAAAAAAAAAGAAAGAAUAAAAAUAGAGGAAAAAGAAAUUAAAACUACUACAAAAAAAAACCCAUUGAAAUAGAAAAUUGAUACAGAAAAUGAAAUGAAAUCCAACAAAAAAUGAAGAAAAAGUGCCUAUAGAAAAUAAAAAUAUUUGCUGUUAAACACCACAACGAAUAAAAAAAAUAUAACAGCUUAGAAAAAAUAAGUGCUUCAAGUAAAAACAAAGUGAUCGCAUCAAACAAAAAACAAGCCAACCAGUCAAGUGAAAGAAUGAAAAAUGAAAUAUAAGUGCAGAUAAUCCCUAAUGCAUAAUCCUCCCACAUACGAAUAAACUAAAAGCAAAGUAGAAAAUAGAAAAAAGUGAAAUUUUGUAACGUUCCUGCAUCAUCGCUAACUUCUUCACCUUUUGCCACCUACCACCCCAGCCAGCAAUCAAUCCAGUUUAACGCCACCAACAACACCUGCUGCUGUAUAUUUUCCAACUAAUAGUAAUAAUAAUACCCAUUAUUAUUGUUAUUAUUAUCUCAUUCGUUUCUAUUCUUUCGUUCCUUCGUUCGUUUGCCCGUAUUAAUUGUCAUCUCUAUCAACAUGGCUUUUGCGAAAGUACCAGCGAUAAACGUUUUUGCGGUUAAACGUCAAAAUCGCUUGCAUGCGCAUUUGUUUUGAUCGGCUGUGCUUCGCCAGAGAGAGGCCAGCCUCAAGAGACAACAAUCAGAGAGCGACAAAUAAUGCUACCACCCACCAGCAGAAUGUUAGUAAAUCAACUAGUCCAAGUUCAGAUGGAAUCAGUGUCAUCACCAAAAGUCCCUGCACAAAAGCCACAGCAACAUUAGCCCCCCAGCUACACCAGCCAGAUAAACAGAAAACCUUCCUCAACUCCAGUUUAGGCAAGGCACCAGCCACGUACAGAUCUACAGCCACUUUAGGGCCAACGGAUGGUGCUUCAAUCAAUGCGCUGGAUCCUCCUUUACCUUCGAAUCCCUCUCAGACACCCCCAGCAGCUAUACAAACAGACAAGUGCCUAAGUGACAGCACCCCCAGAGCGGCAAAUACAGCGAAUAGUUGGGCUAAAGCAGAUCAAAGCAACAAUCCAUCGCUCAUCGCUAAUUCAUCCAGGUCGUCGUUGUUAUUGUUGUUGAAUGCCCAGCAACAGACGGUAGCAACAACAAAAUCAACAACAUCGCCUCAACAAGAGGAGGUGGAAGCGGCUAGAGCGGAAGCUAAGCAAAACACACCCACGCCCAACAUAAAUAUUUUGGAAAAACAAUCUUCUUCUUCUUUGGCUGCUACCGCUGCGGCUGUGAGCAAAGCGGAAAUUUUCCCAGCCCGGUCAACCACAGAGGAGGCAGCCUCAACAUUGGAGGCCAACAACGUUGAAUUGCGUCACAGCAACGUUAGCAACGACAAAGUUAGCCAACACCACCACCAGCAGCAGCAACAUCAACCGCAAAGUAUAGCCGCCACAUCUCAGAGCAACGAAGCAGACGCCAACGGCGAACACAUAGUCAUUGCCAACGGCAAAGCCGACUCAUCCCACCCAACCGAGGCAGCAGAAUCACCAACAGCUAAAAUGCAGCAAGAACCGAAUGCCAACAUCCAGUUCCAACCCGAUCUGGGUCUCGUGAACAACAAUAAUUUGCAAGCGCUCGGAGGCACAUUGAUCGACAAUAGCACCGGUGCCAUACGUUUAUCAUUGCCGCUAAAUUCCACGGACGUGUUAACGCAUACCCUCAUCUACGGUACAGUGCCCACGGGGGCGCCCCAACUGAACGCCGAUCCGAAUUUGCAAACCCGCAAUUAUCUGCACCAGCAGGAACUCAAUCUGCAGCAACGCUAUCAGCAAUUGCAACAGUUUCAGGCACAGACACAAGGGCUAUACGCCUCAACACCCUCCGCCCCUCCCAUUAUCCUGCAACCGACCGCUGGUCCGGCACCUGUGGGAGCGGUUUAUGCCGCUGGCAAUCCGCCCGACUAUUGUACGCAACACAAGCUCUUGGCAGCCCAAAUGCAGGGUCUGUGUAUUUCCACGCCCAAUGCCACCCCAAGUCCAGUCAAUGCGGCGGGCUCCGUGCUGGAUGCUACCGCAGGCGGUGGCUACAAUGUGCACAACAGCAAUAACAAUUCAGCCUAUGUGCCGUCCACAGCCCAGGAGGAGCGUCUCUUGCAAUGCAUACAGGCCAAGGAUCUGAAGAUACAGGAAAUGCAACGAGCCUUACAGUACAAGGACAAUGAAAUAGCUGAGCUCAAGUCUCAUUUGGAUAAGUUUCAGAGUGUUUUCCCCUUUUCACGCAGUGGAGCCACCACUCCUUGUGGCGGAGUCUCCAGCAGUGGCGGAGCUAGCGGUGGGGCUGGAGCGGGAGCAGCUGCAGCUCUGGCAUUGGGCGGUGUUCGCAAGUCUGGUCAAUCGUUUCAGCGGCAACGUGCUCAGGGUAUAUCAGCUGAGCCGCAAAAUGAAUCCAGUGUGCUGUUGAACAAUGUGACGUUCCAAAAAUAUGACAAAGAUGACCAAUCCCGUGAACUUAUCAAAUCUGCCAUAUUGGAUAAUGAUUUCAUGAAGAAUCUGGAUAUCACCCAAAUCCGUGAGAUUGUCGAUUGCAUGUAUCCGGUUAAAUAUGCCGCCAAGAGUCUUAUCAUCAAAGAGGGCGAUGUUGGCAAAAUUGUCUAUGUCAUGGAAGAUGGACGCGUGGAAGUCUCUCGCGAAGGCAAAUACUUAUCGACAUUGUCGGGCGCCAAGGUCUUGGGUGAAUUGGCCAUUUUAUACAAUUGCCAACGCACAGCCACCAUCACCGCCAUUACCGAGUGCAAACUAUGGGCCAUUGAGCGACAAUGUUUCCAGACCAUUAUGAUGCGUACUGGCCUUAUACGUCAAGCUGAAUACACGGACUUCUUGAAAAGCGUGCCCAUAUUUAAAAAUCUCCAGGAAGAUACUCUCAUCAAGAUUUCGGAUGUCUUGGAAGAAACCCACUAUCAACAGGGUGAUUAUAUUGUGCGUCAAGGAGCUCGUGGCGAUACCUUCUUCAUAAUCUCCAAAGGUCAGGUUAAAGUCACAAUCAAACAGCCCAACACCCAAGAGGAAAAGUUCAUACGAAUUCUCACAAAAGGAGACUUUUUCGGUGAAAAAGCUUUGCAAGGAGAUGAUUUGCGCACAGCCAAUAUCAUUUGCGAUUCGCCAGAUGGCGUCACCUGUCUGGUCAUCGAUCGUGAAACCUUCAAUCAAUUAAUAUCGAAUUUAGAUGAAAUCAAGCAUCGUUACGAUGAUGAAGGAACUCUGGAAAGAAGGAAAAUCAAUGAGGAAUUCCGCAAUGUCAAUCUCACCGAUCUGCGUGUAAUUUCCACUUUGGGAGUCGGCGGUUUUGGUCGCGUUGAAUUGGUGCAAAUCAAUGGCGACGCCAGUCGCUCCUUUGCCUUGAAACAAAUGAAGAAAGCCCAAAUUGUGGAGACCCGCCAACAACAGCAUAUCAUGUCCGAGAAGGAAAUCAUGGGCGAGGCCAAUUGUCAAUUUAUUGUCAAGCUUUUCAAAACCUUUAAGGAUAAGAAAUAUCUCUACAUGUUAAUGGAGUCUUGUCUUGGCGGAGAACUGUGGACUAUAUUGCGUGACAAAGGCAAUUUUGAUGAUUCCACUACACGCUUCUAUACAGCAUGUGUUGUGGAGGCCUUUGAUUAUCUGCAUUCGCGCAAUAUCAUCUAUAGAGAUUUGAAACCUGAAAAUCUGCUAUUGGACGAGAAGGGCUAUGUGAAGUUAGUGGACUUUGGUUUUGCCAAGAAAUUGCAAUCGGGUCGCAAGACCUGGACCUUCUGUGGCACACCGGAGUAUGUAGCACCUGAGGUUAUACUAAAUCGUGGCCAUGACAUUAGUGCAGAUUAUUGGUCUUUGGGUGUUUUAAUGUUUGAACUGUUGACAGGCACCCCACCAUUUACCGGCUCAGAUCCUAUGCGUACCUAUAACAUUAUUCUAAAGGGCAUUGAUGCCAUAGAAUUCCCCCGCAAUAUUACAAGCAAUGCCCGCAAUCUUAUCAAGAAGCUGUGUCGCGAUAACCCUGCCGAACGUUUGGGCUAUCAGCGUGGUGGUAUUAGUGAAAUACAAAAACAUAAAUGGUUUGAUGGUUUCUAUUGGUGGGGUCUACAAAAUCGCACUCUUGAGCCGCCCAUUAAACCCACAGUGAAGAGUGUAACUGACACCACCAAUUUCGAUGAUUAUCCUCCCGAUCCAGAGGGUCCACCACCAGAUGAUGUCACAGGAUGGGAUAAAGAUUUUUAAAUUUUUAGUAAUUAUACAAAUUUAAAAAAAAAAUCAUCAUCAUCAUCAUCAAGAGAGCAAAAAAAACACGGAUUUAUUUUUUUUCUAAAGCCAUAUUUAAAUAAGUUGUAAUUUUUGUAAUGUGGCGUUUGCAAAGAAAAACAAAAGCCACAAAAAUCAAAAGAGAGAAAGAAAUGUCUUCCAGCUACAAGUUAAACAAACAAAAAACCGAAAUCAAAUGGAAGGAUGCAAUACUACUACUACUACUACUCUACAACUAUUAGUGAUAAUAAAUUCUAACCCUUAAAAGCAUAUCAAUUAAAAAAAACUACAAAAAUUCUUUGUUUAUAUAUGAAUACAACUUAUAUUUUAUGUGUAUUUUUUUGUUAUUGUUAAAAGUUUAGAAGAAAGAAAAAAAAACAAAGAACAAAAAAUCGCUAAAACAAAAAGGGAUUUAGUUCUAUACAGCAAAUAAAAAAAGAAACAAAUAAAAUUUAGAAAAAAAAACUUUGAGCGCAACUUCAUAAAGCCUUAUUAGUUUCUUUGUUUAUGUAUUUUUAAGUUUUUUCUAUUUUAAUUCAAAGCAAAUAAACAGUCAAUUUUGUGUAGAACAAUUCAAAUGCAUCCAAUCAAUGUCCCCAAACCGACAUUUUACGAAAAGAUCACAUACAACAGCUCAUAUAUGCAUUAGAAGGUUCACAUGGCUUUUUUUCUGAUUAAGAAUUAAAAACAAAAUUUCGUAUAUAUUUCUGUUUUGAUUAUUUAUAAAGAAACUUAUAUAAAUCUAUUUCUAUUAUUGUACUACUUCUACUUCUUCUUCUUUAACUACUUUUAUUAACAUCUAUCGUAUCUAUUAUCGUAUUGUGUAUCUGUAUGUAACUACGUAUGUAUCUAUAUUUGUAAGCAGUUAUUUUUACAGAUUUUAUUUAGAUAUGAAAAAAUAAUAAUUUUAAUAAUA